Messenger RNA from Styela clava, 2155 nucleotides. NCBI's taxonomy places the organism in Eukaryota, Metazoa, Chordata, Ascidiacea, Stolidobranchia, Styelidae. The record is from RefSeq and is a predicted model, not a curated record.
UUUGUACAGAAUAAUAUGAAUGAAAAGUUAACAGUUCGUAAGUUUCGUGAAUACUUACAGAUCAAAACAGUGCAUCCGAAUCCGGAUUAUGCAUCCGCAGUUUCGUUUUUGGAUGAUUACGCGGAAGAACUUGGCAUUGACGCAAAGCAUGUAAAGAUUGACAAGGACCGAGAGGUUGUGGUUAUGACAAUACCAGGUCGAAAUAAAAAAUUGCCGUCGAUUUUACUUAAUUCUCAUGUAGAUGUUGUUCCGGUGUUUGAAGACGACUGGAAAUUUGAUCCAUGGGGAGCUCAUAAGGACGACAAAGGAAAUAUAUAUGGUAGAGGCGCUCAGGACAUGAAAUGUGUCGGCAUACAGUACCUGGAAGCAUUGAGAAUAUUGACGAAAACAAAAAAACAAACAUUUGAACGUACGAUUCAUCUCACAUUUGUUCCUGAUGAGGAAAUCAAUAAUGGCGACAUGGGAAUGAAGCUUUUUCUAGACACACCUGAAUUCAGUGUCAUGAACGUAGGUCUGGCUUUGGACGAAGGGAUUGCUAAUUCGGAUAAUAAUUAUUCUGUUUUCUAUGGUGAAAGAUUGAUGUGGGUGGUACACAUCAAGUGCAAGGGAAACCCAGGUCAUGGAUCGCGAUUUAUACAAGGCACUGCUGCUGAAAAAUUGCAAAAUGUCAUCGAUAAUUUUCUGGCAUUUAGAACUUCAGAGGAAAAUCGACUAAGCAACAAUCCUGGUCUAACAUUAGGAGAUGUUACUACAGUUAACUUGACUAUGAUUAAAGGAGGAGUCCAUCAGAAUGUAGUGCCUGGAGAAAUUGUAGCCACUUUCGAUAUCAGGCUUCCGCCAACGAUUGAUCUGAAAGCGUUGGAAGAAAAAAUUGCCUCGUGGUGCAACGAAGCAGGAAACGACGUAACGUCUGAGUUUGAAUGUAAAGAUACCUGUCAAACAAUCACAACUGCAGAUCAAACAAACCCAUGGUGGCGAGCUUUUACAUUCGCCUUUCAUGAAAGAAACCUUCAGUAUACAAAAGAAAUAUUCUGUGGCUGUACUGAUGGGCGAUUUCUUCGUGAACGAGGUUAUCAAGUUAUUGGAUUCAGUCCAAUGCGAAAUACACCUAUUCUUCUUCAUGAUAACAAUGAGUUUUUGAACGAGAGUGUGUUUUUGGAAGGAAUCGAGCUUUACUGCGACAUAAUUUCGGCCAUUGCGAACUUGAAGUGUUAACUUACACAUAUAUACCAAAUAUAUAUAUACAGUGGGGUUUGCGCGAACCCGUUCUUGGAAUGUCGUGAUACUCAGUAAAUCCGUUUUUGAGUGUUUUUAUUAUUUUUUUGAAACAAGGGAAUCUGUUGUUAGCAAUUUCUCGAUGCAAAAGAGACUGUUGUUAAACUUCACAAACCCCAGCAUGUAUAUAUCAUAUUUUAAGCGUGUUUAUUAAACAUCCUUAGAGGUUUUUGUCAUCCUAUUAUUGUUUUUCCUAUGUAUUUGUUCUUUGCGUUGUGUUUUUGUUAAAAACCUAAUAUACAUAAAUAUAUCCCCAGCGACCACGUAAGCAAUACUGCUAUCAUAUAUAGUUGAAACUGGCUAACGUCUAUCACGGACACAAUUUCAUCAGAGAAAAAGUUGAAUGAACCACGAAUGCAUAUGACGAAACGCGGAAUUUCACAGGUUAUUAGGAUAUGAGAAUAUCAAAAUAACAAUCAUAAAUUACCGUACGAUCUAUAUCACUCACAUUCAUUGUUCAUUAUAUUUAAAUUUAAGUUGAUAUUUUGUUAGAAAUGUUGAAUGUUUUUGUAUUCCCCCUGUACAUUUUUACGCGCAAACUGUUUCUAGCUAGCCCAUGUUCGUAAUUUUACAUUCACAUGUACAUAAUACAUUUCAAUUUCGUCUAGUUAUAUCAAUAUAGGCUGCUCAAGUUUAUGCUUACAAAGAUAUAGUUACAGUAUUUAUGUAUCAUUAUUAUUUUGACCUGUGUUAAACAAAAGAAAUCGUAUUGCCGAAUUGCUUCAUUUAAUUGAUUUUGGGCUCCUAUAUUUGAAUGAGUAAGAUAUUUAUCAGUCAUCAAUUCUGAAUGGCCGAAAAUGAAGCAUUGUACCACGAAGUUAGAUAUAACAAUUCAAAAAGUCGAACAUGCACUCAAACAGAAAUAAAACUUAAGUACAAA